Messenger RNA from Talaromyces stipitatus ATCC 10500, 504 nucleotides. RefSeq lists its product as uncharacterized. The coding region runs from base 1 to 504 and encodes 167 amino acids. NCBI's taxonomy places the organism in Eukaryota, Fungi, Ascomycota, Eurotiomycetes, Eurotiales, Trichocomaceae. The record is from RefSeq and is a predicted model, not a curated record. The transcript has a single exon.
AUGCUAUGGUUGCCUACGAUCAUGGCUGAGAAUUCCGAAUCCAAGCUCAAGCCCACUUCAAACAUACCAGGAGCUGAUAUACCUACAUAUAUCAAAGACCGCGACGACGAGUGUCCACACCUCCUAGGAGACUUUGAAAACUUUAUUACCUCAAUUCUCGAACCACAUAAGAACAGAAUACUGCUUAGAAAUAAACACGCACCUCAUUCGGACCUGAUGCCCACAUUAAACCGUCUAUCUCACAGACUAUUGAAACUUGUUUCAUUAACAACGGGUCAAGCACACCCUUCCUGUCCGGAGUCCGUGCUUCGCUACCAUCUCCUCACAUCCUCUCAACUCGACGAUCUGGCGAGAUAUUACCAUCAAAUCUGGCCACCGACACCAGAGACAUAUCAAUACCCGAAAAUUAUUAUACCAUGGAUCGGGACGGAAGAGCAAGAUACGAUUGAUAUUGAGACUAAGCGCGAGCGGAUAGGGAGAUUCAUAGGGCUAAGAAGGACUUGA